AUGACGGCCAAAGCCCCAACCCGAGCCCACGAGGCCGCCUCGGCGCAUGACACGAGUGCACACAACGAGUCGACGGUUGCAUCCUCGGACGGUGCCGAUGAGCAGUACGACUCGUUUCUCAUGCACGACAUUGACGAACAAGAGGUGCGCCUCAAGACGACCGUGCUGGAGCAAGAAAAGCAGGCGAGCCACAAGAUUGCGAAAGCAACACCGACAGCAUCGUCGCUAAGCGAGAGCAACUUGUCCUUGGACCCACCGGCAGUGACCCCGACGAAUGCACCGUCGCUCACGGAGAUCCACAUGCCGACACCCGAACUCCCAACGCUCUCGAGCAACAUCCAAGUGCUCCAAGCGCCGACGUAUUCUCGCUCUCCGACACGACCGGCGCAUUCGAACACAUCGGCGUCCGCAUCGUCGCUCCAGGUGGAGCUCACGACGACUACGCCAAUGCGAUAUACAGGCGCCGGGUACGGUCUCGAUACGAGUAACCUCUCGAGCCAAAACGCGCGGUCACCCGAAAUACCUGUGCUCUCGCGUCAUGUGCAGCUGCAUCACACUCCGUUCGACGGGGAUGACGACGACGGGGUGGAGGAAGCCAAGACGCCAUCGACGCCGGAGCGUCACUUUACGUCGUCGGCGAUCAAGGCCACAAGUGGCGUGAACAACGUGCUGCUAUCCCCGCAGUGGGCACCAACGCCAUCGACAAAUCUCCGUCGCCGGUUCAGCGCCGUCGCUGAGCUUACCUCGACGCCCCGGAAGACGCCCCGAAAGACGCCGUCCAAGUCGAGCGACGAGGACGCGCUCCUGUCACCGCACCUGGGCUCGCCGUUGCUGAGCACGAAGCUGCGCGUCAUGACGCCCCACACGCCACUCUCGAACCGAAUUGCAGGCGCCGACACGUCGUACCAACCUGCCAUGGAUGCCCUGUUCGCGGCGUCGCCAAACGAACCGAUCCCGGCGUUCGACCUAUCGCUGUUUCCCGUGGCCUUCCAGCGCGGUCUCGCGGCGUACCAAAUGACGACGCUGUAUAGUCUCUUCCGCGAAGAUGCCCACCAAGCCCUCACGCUCACCGAAGUUUCCGAGAAAAUGACCGAUUGCGAGCUCGAGCGGCUCGAAAUUUUCCUCGACACGCUUGUGUCGCGACGACUACUUCGACCAUUCGUCGUCGAAGGCACCAUGUACUGGCAAGUAUCGACGACGUAAGAAGAUUGAAUUGUGUGGUGGCUCCUCGUGUGGGCAAAGAUACGUACGCAGGACGAUGUGGGCGCUGGGGUCGAGGGUAGCAGUCACGGUAAUGAGGGUGCGUAGACGUCGUGCAAAAGUGUGCGAGCGAUUUUGAGACCCACCACAAUCAACUAUCGAUGCGGG
Saprolegnia parasitica CBS 223.65 is the source of this 1368-nucleotide messenger RNA. RefSeq lists its product as hypothetical. The transcript is spliced from 4 exons. The record is from RefSeq and is a predicted model, not a curated record. The coding region runs from base 1 to 1203 and encodes 400 amino acids. NCBI's taxonomy places the organism in Eukaryota, Oomycota, Saprolegniomycetes, Saprolegniales, Saprolegniaceae.